CUCUCUGCUGCCCCCAUCAGGUCUGGAGAAUCCACACAUUUAUGUGAUUUUACUGCAAGCUUUGGCUUGUGCACAACCGGACAGGUUCACACUCUCUGGAAUAUACUGGAGUUUAAAUUUGAGAUGAAGGGGAGAACAGCUGGGACAUCUGAAGCCAAAGGAAGAGUGUGGGAGGUGGUGUAAAGUGAAAGUUAAGCAUUGUGGAGGGAGCGGACCAGAGACUCCACCAUGGCAGGAGAUGAAGUUCGGCAGAGGAAAGGAGGUGGCCGCAAGAAGCCCAAAAAGGGGAAAGGGAAGGGGCAGGGUGGUUUGGAUCGGACUGGCAGUCUAGAGGGGCAGAAUGACCUCCUGUUACCCCCUCCCACCAUACCACUCAAAAAGCCUGUGGAAGACAGGCCCAAAACAGCCCAGGCUAAGAUAGAGGAUGAGUCGGCUGUUUCUAUCUGCCUGCAGGUGCUGUUCCCCUACCUGCUUGCUGGGAUGGGGAUGGUGAUGGCAGGCAUGGUGCUGGACAGUGUGCAGCAUUGGGAUGUGUUUAAAGUGAUCACAGAAGUGUUCAUCCUGGUACCUGCUCUGGUCGGGCUCAAAGGAAACCUGGAGAUGACUCUAGCAUCUCGUCUCUCUACUGCUGCUAACACCGGACAGAUGGACGACCCCAAACAGCAGUGGCUCAUGAUGACCUGUAAUCUUGCUCUCAUUCAGGUUCAGGCCACUGUGGUGGGCUUCCUGGCAGCUCUUGCGGCCGUAGGUCUUGGUGCUCUGUCCAGAGGGGGUGUAGAGCUGGACCAGGCGGCUGUCCUGUGUGCUAGCAGUGUUACCACUGCAUUUGUGGCAGCUCUGUCCUUAGGUCUGGUGAUGAUUGGUGUGAUCAUUGGCUCCAGGAAGGUGGGCAUCAACCCUGAUAAUGUGGCCACACCGAUAGCAGCCAGUCUGGGAGAUCUCAUCACUCUUUCUCUGUUGGCUGGAGUCAGCAGCACACUGUUCCAGUACAGAGAUGUGUGGUACUUGUCCCCGUUGGUGUGUGUCUUCUUCCUGCUGCUCAUUCCUCUCUGGGUGCUCAUCGCUAGACGGAGUCCACAGAUUAAAGAGGUUCUGAAGUCCGGCUGGCAGCCUGUUAUAGUGGCCAUGUCCAUCAGCAGUUUCGGAGGCCUUAUUCUUGAUAAGACUGUGAGCGAUCCAAACUUUGAGGGAAUGGCGGUCUUCACACCAGUCAUAAACGGUGUGGGGGGGAAUCUGGUGGCCAUCCAGGCCAGUCGGAUCUCCACGUACCUUCAUUUGUGGAGCGUACCUGGAGUCCUGCCCUAUAAGAUGAGACAGCACUGGCCCAACCCCUGUGCCACAUUCUUCUCCUCAGGUGUGAACUCUAAGUCAGCGCGGGUGCUGUUCCUCCUGGUGGUUCCAGGUCAUCUGUUGUUUCUUUUUGCCAUUAAUAUGCUCCAAGGAGGCCACACUGCCAUCACGCCAGCAUUUAUCUGCUGCUACUUGGGUGCUGCUCUGCUUCAGGUUGGGAUCCUAAUUUAUACAGCAGACCUGAUUGUGCGUUUGAUGUGGAGGAAAGGUCUGGACCCGGAUAACUUCUCCAUCCCAUACCUGACUGCGCUGGGAGACCUGUUGGGCACGGGUUUCCUGGCCCUGUGUUUCCGUUUGGUCAUGUUAGUGGAGGAGCUCGGCUUGUAAACUGCUAGACCUCACCCCCCCACACUUCCUACUCCAGCUCCCAGUUCACGGGACCUUUGCUGCCGAGGUUGGUUGCAGUGGCUUUGGAGAUGUGAACUUGUCUGUGGGAAGCUAAAGACAGAAUAUCAGCCACAUUGUUUUUGUGCUUACAGGAUAGGUUGACUAGAAAUAUGAAAAACAUCGGCAGGUAUGUUCUUAUUACCUGACAGCCUGUUAUAUGAUUAUACUCUUGGUGUGUUGUCCUCGCCUCAGUGAUGCUGCUUUCAUACACACUAGUCGCCUGAUUACUGUAUAUUAAGGUAUAACUUUAGGUGCAAGUGUUACACAUUUUUAUGCGCCAUGUAUAAAUUGAAUUUGAAGUUAACAAGAUUUAAGACCUUAAAGGAUUCUGGGAUGUUUGUUAUUUAUUUAUUU
Sinocyclocheilus grahami is the source of this 2091-nucleotide messenger RNA. Its product is annotated as solute carrier family 41 member 1-like. The transcript has 12 exons. Lineage: Eukaryota; Metazoa; Chordata; Actinopteri; Cypriniformes; Cyprinidae. Bases 229 to 1677 code for a protein of 482 amino acids. Gene Ontology annotation, molecular function: monoatomic cation transmembrane transporter activity. Gene Ontology annotation, cellular component: plasma membrane. Gene Ontology annotation, biological process: monoatomic cation transport. The record is from RefSeq and is a predicted model, not a curated record.